Cydia splendana is the source of this 5851-nucleotide messenger RNA. RefSeq lists its product as uncharacterized. The coding region runs from base 1984 to 3066 and encodes 360 amino acids. The record is from RefSeq and is a predicted model, not a curated record. NCBI's taxonomy places the organism in Eukaryota, Metazoa, Arthropoda, Insecta, Lepidoptera, Tortricidae. The transcript has 2 exons.
CUGGUGGGCGCCGCCGCGCUGCUGGCCGGCUCGGCGCUGGGCUACGUGGGCGCCAGGCUGCUGGGCCACAAGAGGCAGGAGCAGCUCGCUAUACAGGAUCGUCCGGCGAACGAGGAGCCCCCGCGGGAGAAGAAAGCGCAAUAGCGAGUGCAGUGCGUCUGCUUCUAGGCGACGCACUCCCCGUCCCGUCCAUGCAACACUCGCCCCCGAGUCAGAUUUUACUAGAGUUGGUAAACAUUCGAGCAAAUUACAUAGAACUCGACUCAGUUUUACAAGACUCCGCGCUACUCUUGAGUCUAGAGAGUAGAAUUGAACCCAGUCCUUUCGGAGCAUUAUUAAAAAUCAGUUUCAAUCUAUAACUAACGGUUUAACGAUCUUACGCCAAGCGCGCACCACGAUUUUAGUUUUUGCGACACGAUUUUAGAAUCGCGCUGUAAUAUAUCGCAGAAAAUUCACUGCGCGCACUGCGAUGAAAAAGUCGACGAUUUGUUCAUUCUCAACAUGGAUUUCGCACCAGUCGUUUGUCAUGAAACGUUGUCUUUAAUAUGCGAUCGCUGUAUGACUUUGAGUAUUUAUACCACAAAGGUGAUCUUCUACUUCCAUAAUUAAAUGGUCAACAUCUAGCGUCUUCAGCAGCAGGUUCCGACAUGUUGACGCUUGGAGAGCGAAAUGCCGACUGAGGUCCGGGUGCGAUUUUAUUAUCGCAGUGCGCGCGGGGCCAUACAACUCCGUAUGCUGCAAUUCACUUUGCGACAAUCGCGUCGCGAGCAGUCGCGGAAAAAUGUGACAAAUCACAAUUUUAAAAUCGCUGCGAUUUUUUUGUCGCAUAUGCGCGCACUGCCAUAUAAACUCAUACGUUACAUUUCUGCGACUAAAUUAUCGCGCGACAAAAAGUCGUGGUGCGCGCUUAGCCUUACGGUGUAAUAGGGACCAUCAUUCGACGCGAGAGGUAUAAACAAAAUGUGUGUAUACAUUGUCCCUAUAUAUUGGAUUACUUUCUUCUGUUUUGUAUGUAAUGCCUUAUUCUUAUUUUUUUAUUAUUUUAUUUACAUGGAGAACCAACAGCUAUAACUAUGCUAAUAACAACAUCAAUAGUGACACAGAGCCAAUUAUAGGAUCUCACAUAUAGCAACAUGUUAAUAUUUAACAUUAAGUUAAAUAGCAGGCACAAUGUUUAGCGAUUUAGAUCGCAUUCAGUGGACUAAAGACUGGCUCAUAUCACUAAAUGCUGACAAGUGCACAGUUCUACACAUAGGGAAAACAAACCCUAAACUAAAUUACCACAUUGACUCUGUUCCCCUACAAGCAGUAGCUAGUCAAAGAGACCUGGGCAUCACUGUUUCACAUAACUUGAAAUGGGACACACAUCACCAAAAUCACCAAGAGAGCAAAUUCUAUGCUGUAUAUGAUCCGGAAAGCAUUCCGUGUUAUUACUAAAGACCUAUUUAUUAGAAUAUACAAGUCAUAUCUUCGUCCUUUACUUGAGUCUGCUUUUCAGAUAUGGUCCCCCUACUUUAAAAAGGACAUUACAAUGCUGGAAAAAGUUCAACAAAGAGCAACUAAAAUGGUUGCUUCAUUGAAAGAUAAACCAUAUGAAGAACGGCUUCAAGAAUUAGGUCUUACAACAUUAGAGGACAGAAGGAAGCGAGGCGAUCUUAUUGAGACUUACAAAAUCUUGUCCGGACACUACAAUGUUCCAAAUAUUGAGGACCUAUACACAUCAAGCCAGAGUGUAAGGUUGAGAGGGCACUCUAAAAAACUUGUCAAACCUCCGUGUGCUAGUAACCCUAGAAAACACUUCCUGCCGAAUCGUGUGGUAAAUGUGUGGAACUCUCUACCAGAAACUGUUGUUAGUGCACCAUCAGUCAACACUUUCAAAAAUAGACUAGAUACACAUUUUAGAACUUUAAAAAGUGCAAAAUAAAAUACAAGUGCUUCGAUAUAAGAGCUGCUAGUGUAUCAAAUAAAAUAAUAAUAAUAAUAAUGUACGAGCUGGACGCCCUGGAUCGGAGGAUCCGGUCACUGCUCACCACACAUCGCAUGCUACACCCACGCUCGUCAGUUAUGAGAUUGUACAUCCCACGGAAGUGUGGAGGCCGAGGCUUCCUAAACGCCAAGGAUCUCCACAACCGCGAGGUGUACAAUCUCAGGAAUUAUUUCCUUAACAACGAGUGUGGGAUGCAUCGUGAUGUGGUGGCAGUAGACAGGAACCUCACGCCGCUCUCCUUGGCAAACGAGAACUGGCGCAAACCUGUGGUACUAAGUACUGCGGAUCGCAAGGCGGCAUGGGAGAGUAAGGUGCUACACGGGCGGUUCUACAAGGCCCUCACGGGACCCGAUGUGGACCUGCUCGCGUCGGUGAACUGGUUACGAUUCGGGGACCUCUUCGGAGAAACCGAGGGUUUUGCCUGUGCAAUUGCGGACGAAGUGAUGAUGACGAACAACUAUCGGAAAUAUAUCCUGAAGGACGGUACGGUCGACAUUUGUCGGGCAUGCCGCCGUCCCGGAGAGUCACUCAGGCAUAUCAUUUCCGGUUGUUCUCAUCUUGCUAACGGCGAGUACUUGCACAGACAUAAUCUCGUAGCCAGAAUUAUUCACCAGCAACUUGCUCUUCUAUAUGGCCUUGUGGACCGCGAAGUACCGUACUACAAGUACUUACCUGCGCCUGUUCUCGAGAAUGGUCAUGCCACGCUCUAUUGGGAUCGAUCUAUCAUCACAGACAGGACUAUUGUAGCCAAUAAGCCUGACAUUGUGAUAAUAGAUCAAUCGCAACGUCGGGCCGUGCUCGUUGACAUCACCAUCCCCCAUGAUGAGAAUCUCGUGAAGGCCGAGAAGGACAAGUCCAGUAAGUACCUAGACUUGGCUCACGAGAUAACCGCCAUGUGGGAUGUUGAUUCAACGAUCAUUGUCCCGAUAGUCGUUUCAGUGAACGGUCUAAUAGCGAAGAGUCUCGACCAACAUCUUGAGAGACUCUCGCUAGGUGGUUGGAUCAAGGGUCAGAUGCAGAAGGCGGUGAUCUUGGACACGGCGCGGAUAGUCCGCCGGUUCCUCUCUCUGCAGCCCUGACUACCGGUAGCUUGGGCCUUGCCCCGCUGCUGGCGGCACCCUAGGUUAGGUUUUUAUAAUGUGUUUAUAUGUAUUUUUUAUCGUUUUGUAAGUGUUUUUAUAUUUUACUUUUAUAUUCAUAUUAUAAAAACCCUAACUUAAGACGAAAAAUAAAUAAAGAGAACAUAAUAAUGUUACAUGGGCACAUGCAAUAAUAUGUUGGCAACAUUAUGUAUUAAAUACUAAAACUAAUUAAGUACUUAAGUUGGAUCAACUUACACAAUCAAUAUUUCAAUGACUACCUUAUAGAAACCUUAAUGGAUCUUGAUCAGCGUUUUUUUCUCAAAAGAAUUCGAGCUUCUACAAAAGACGCAACUCUUACACGUUGAACAGAAGCCAGUUUCAGAAUAAAGAAUAAUAAAAUCAAGACAACCGACUCAACCGAGACAGGUCACACAGGGUCUCAAAAUGAGGACCUUAAAGACUCGAGUCUUUACCAACACUAGCUAGGUUCAUGUCUAGUCGUAAGAUCACAACGGGUUCACAAAGUACUCGCUGCUCUUGUACAUAAAAUAAAUAAGGAAUUGUAAAUGUAAAUGGUCUAGAAGUUUGAGAAGCUGAAAGCUUUUAAUCAGACAUUUUUAAUAUAUUGCUACCGCCACCAUGGUUACUAUUAUAUUUGUUCACUAAUUUUAAUUUAGUUCACCAUAAAACUAGAUAUUAUUUAAAAACAUUUAUCAUUUAUAUUAUACAGGAUGAUUCAUGAGACGUGAGCAGGACUAAUCCUGGACACUCAGUAACUGAUAAUUGAUCGAUCACCGUCGUAUUUAGGAGAAACAACCACACUAUUUCCUAUUUUUUAACUUUUUGGUGAGGGCAAAUUUAAUUCUCAACAAUCAUGGUCACCCUACAGGACCUAAUUAAUAAAAAUAAAACCUCUUUAACCGUAAUGGCAUUUUGAUUACGAAGAAAAUAAACUGUCAAACUUGAGUGAGAUACGAGUUUUCAAAAGUAACCAGACCGUGAUGACACUGAUAACAUUCAAUUUUACACAGAAUAUCGGUAGUUUAGUAUUCUAAUUUUAGGGUGACCAUGCAUGUCGUGAAAAAAUUAAUAACUUUUUUUUUCAACACGACUAGAAAAUUAACGUUAACCUCACUAAUACUGAUGCGAAACAGUUGCUUAUAAUUAACGAUAUGCGCAGUGUUAUUCCUGCUCACGUCUCCUGAAUCACCCUGUAUACUAUAUUAUAUAUAGACUAGUACAGUUUGUGUACCUUAUUUUUAUUAAUUUUAUAUAAUUUUUUUAUUUGUUUAAUGAUUAUUAUAUAAACAAUUUUAUUUGUUAAAGUUAUAAUAAAUAUAUUUUUGCGACGUAAUUUUAGUAGAAAGAUCUCUCUCGAUAUGCACAAAUGAAAGCUGACAAAACGAAAUAAAUGAAUAGGUAAUAAAAUGUACCUACUUAUAAUAGAUCUUUUUAUGAACUAGGUAUAGUCCGACAAGAAAUUGUAGAAAAUUAUUGAGGGGCCACUUUCUACGUAAUUGUCACAUUUUUUGACGUAAAAUGCUUUAGAAUGGUUUUUUUUAGUUCCAUUUAUUUAAUUUCUUCUAUUUUAUGUCGCACUAUAAGUAAUAAAUUUACACGCUCUAGCGUGUGGGGUGGCCCAUAAGAUAAUAGUUUUAGAUUAGAUAUAUUAGGUCAACUAAUAAUAUAUACUAUUCUUUGACAUAGGUAGUCAGCCGCAUGUGCUGUGAUAUAUAUACUUAGUGUGCAUAAUAUAAAAACCUACCUAUUCUAAUGACAUGAUGAUCAUUAAAAAAAGAUUAUCAGGUUAUCUGAAUAGAUGUAGACGACCACAGCCUUUCUAAACUUAGGUAAACGCCAACUAAUAAUGCGUAGAUUGCAUAGGAAUUAUUAAACUGUUUUCUCAUGCUCGGCGAACCUACCUACAGGACGCACUUGUGCACAAUAAUGAGAUCAAGUAAGGAACCUAAAUACCAAGCAUUUCGUACAUUGCCUCACCGCUUCCCAUCUCUAUUGCACGCGCAUUGCUUUUCAACUUCACCUAAGAUACGGGACCGUCAAUGCCACAGUGCGAGCGAACCAGCUAUAUAAUUACCUAUAGUUAUUCUAGUUCGUUAAUUAUAGAGAUAGGAAAUGGCAGGCCAAUGUACGUCCUUACUUUAGUUGUAUGUGGCUCGCAUCGCAUGGGCUCACCUUGGUUCGUCAAGCAUUUCAGCAUUAGAUCAGGGAUGUUGCGAAUAUUCGCAUCCGCAUCCGUAACUGCGGAACUUCCGCAUUAUUUUCAACAUCCGCAUCCGCAUAAAAUCGAUGCGGAGCUUAUGCGGAUGUCGAACAAGUCGGUACAAAAGCGGCGGCGUAAAUGCUAGGUAAUUUCGUCAUUACCUACGAGUAUAACGAAAUCGUCUAGAUCCAGAUAAAUUAAACCAAAUUACUGUUUAUUAAAUUUAAAGCACCUAUAUUCUUGCUCAAAUACUAAAUGUAUCGAUUUUGAUGUGAAAACUUCUUUAGCGGCGCUGUGCACUUUUUGUGAUGGGGAAAAAAUGUUAAACUCGCGACAGGUCACGUGACCGUAAGAUUCCUAAAACGUAAGACGGACACGUGACCUGAUCGAAAAACUGUUACAAUGUCAUUGAGUUUUCACUUCUGCCGGCACUCCCGGAGUGCAACCCGUUGUUUUUUUUUAAUAAAGAUUACUAAAAAUUUAGUAUUUUGUAACCCAUAACUUGCAUGUUUGGUUUAACUGUCAAUGUAAAAUUGGUUAAAUAAAUAAAAAAUAAAAGUA